Molecule: messenger RNA, 2962 nt
Organism: Quercus robur (English oak)
Lineage: Eukaryota; Viridiplantae; Streptophyta; Magnoliopsida; Fagales; Fagaceae
Product: glycine-rich RNA-binding protein RZ1C-like
Exons: 4
Coding region: 2107-2838 (243 amino acids)
Molecular function (GO): RNA binding; zinc ion binding
Source: RefSeq, a predicted model, not a curated record
AAAUUGUGUGUGUGUGUGAGAGAGAGUGAUGGCUGGGAAGGAAGAGAACCGAAUAUUUGUUGGAGGUUUGUCGUGGAACGUCACGGAGCGACAGCUCCACCACGCUUUCGAUCGCUUCGGCAAAAUCGUUGAAUGUCAGAUUAAGCAGGUUGUUGUAAAAAAAUUGUCAACCGAGGAACUACUCACAUGAAAGACAGUGUUUGGAAAUGUGGUUGGGAUCUAUAAGAUAAUCUCAUAAAUUUGAAAUGGGUAAGUUGGAGUAAAAACUGGCCAACAAAUCAACACAAACAUGAUCUAGCAGACCAUGAGAAGUACUGUUGAAGAGCUUACUGAUGUUCUUUCUGGAUUUUGUGGCUGAGGUUGUGAAGGUCGAAAAAUGAUAGUUGUUUGAUCAAGUGAUACCUUUAUUCAUUUGCUUGAAGAAUUUUGCUUUUUUGUUUUAGACAGACUGAAAGGAGAUGCGUCUUGUUUAUUAAUUGGCUGUCCUUACACUAGUAAGGCUAAAACUUGAAUAUAUAAGGUUAUGUGAGGAACACAAGUUUUUCAGCUGGAUACUGUGUCCUUAUUCUUGUUUGUGGAUUUAAAUCAAUGACGAUCCAUGUCAGUUUGAUUUCUGUGUCAGAGAAUCAAAGAGAUAUGUCACCUUUGAUAUUGACUAUAAUUUGAGUGAGGUUGCAUCUGCAAUGGUUCUAUGAUUCUGAAACUUUAGUUACAUAAUACACAAUGCUGCAGUUUUUCUGACAUAGCUACUAUAUUUGAUGGCAAUGAGAUACUCCCAUCUUCUAGUGCAGCGGGCUCAUGGGGUACAAGGUUCCUGUUUUUGAGCCUUAUUCUCUUGAGGUUCUGUUUGGUUUGGCAUAUGUAUUUGCUGUUACAAUUAAGUUAAUGUCUCUGGUUUUAGUUGGCAAAUUCAUGGUUGCCAUUUGUGCUUGGCUUGGGUUGUGUGGAUCCAUUGAACCUUUGUUUUAACUGUCUAAACCAUUUUAAGUUAUACCAUUCUCUUCAAGAGCCCUUGAACCACCAAUUUUAGUUUUUCCUUGUUCAUUUUAGUACUGGGCAGCUUUAGACUAUCUGUAAGUUGACUUAACAUAUUACAAUCAUCCUCGUUUACUGAUCUCGGCUGGACUGCUCAGGUGCCUGAAAUGCAUUCACAUCUAGACUAAAUCUUGAUGUUUUAAAACAUGGUAGUAAUGGUUGGAUGACUGGAUUCAUUAUCUGAAUUCAAAAAUUUUGGAGUGUAGUGCGUCUCCUUUUGACUGCCUGGGAUGCUGAAUCUGUUUAAGUUUGGAGUCUGGGUACUCACAGCUGGUAUCACAGAUCAUUUCAUCUAUUCCCUCCAACUCUGCGCCAAUAUUCUACCCAAGGGCACAGAGAUCUUGUACUUCUGUUGGCAUGCCGACUGAAAGUUUUUAUGGUAGUGGUAGGCUCUGUUUUCUGGUGUUAGAUUUGUUCCAUGUCAAGUUAUCAGUUGGAAGAGAUGUAUAGUUAGCGCCGCUUUUGACAAUGUAUCUGCCUGAUUAUUGCAAUCAUUUUUCUUUCCUGGUAGAACCGCUGAAGAAGGUGGCAGAAUUAUGGAAAAAGCUAGGAUGUAGUCUCCCAAAUGAAGACUAUCAAUUGGUUAUAUCCUUAUUGUAGGUAUUGUUUAUGCUGUACUUGGGAAAACUCAUAGUUGCAAGAAAUGUUUUAUGGGGAUUUACACUGCCUGAUGUCCAUGAAAAGUUUGGUUCUGGAAGAGAUUCCUUUUUGUUACCAGUAGAUGGGUACCCGCAUUGUUUUCUUGUUCCGAUAUUUGUUGUUGAAAAUAAUGACUUCUUGAUUGGGAUAUCGUAUCCGAUAGAAUGCUUUGACUUCUGACCAGAUUAAGUGGGAUGUUGUAACAAUUUUAGAGUGUUUACAUGUACUUCUUGACCACAUGGUGCAUUAAGAGAGAUACCAGUUUAUGCUGCAACUGGUCUCUCAGAUUCUGUGAAAAAUUUGAGGUUGGAGUCUCAUAUAUUGUCAGAUGACAGACAUGUACCAUCUGGCAGAUUCUUCUGGUUUGUUUAAGAAUUCUUUGCAAUAUGAAACACAUUGCAUUGCCUUAUCCAUAAUGGCAAAGAAAAAAUCAUGUUGGAAAGAGAUACAGGCCGCCCUCGUGGAUUUGGGUUCAUUACGUUUGCAGAUCGUCGGGGAAUGGAAGAUGCAAUCAGGGAUAUGCAUGGACGGGAGCUUGGGGAUCGGGUUAUCUCAGUGAAUAAGGCCCAACCCAAAAUGGGGGAGGAUUUAGACCAUGGCUAUAGGGGAGGAGGCUACUCAUCUAGUGGCAGGGGAAGCUAUGGAGGAGGAGAUAGGUCUACUGGGCAAGAUGAUUGUUUCAAGUGUGGGCGCCCAGGUCAUUGGGCGAGGGACUGCCCUUUAACAGGUGGUGACCGCGGUGGGGGUGGAGGUUCAUUUUCUUCACGUUCUAGGUUUGGAGGGGCUGGUGGCCGUGGGAAUCGUUUUGGGGGAGAACGUGAUCGCUAUAUGGAUGACCGUUAUGAUGGAGGUCGCCAUGGAGAUAGGGAUCGUUUUGACAGCAGAGACAACAAAUAUGGCAGCCGUGAUCGCCAUGUUGGUGACAGGUAUGUGCCUGGUGGAGACCGCAUUGCGAGUGAUAGGUAUGGAGGUUCAGAUCGUUAUCCCCAGAAUGGUUAUGGCAAGGACAGAGCCUAUGAUAGGGAUGGUGGCCCAAGAGGGGGUGGCAAUAGGUAUGGAAAUGGAGGACCAGCACGGAAUGAGGGAAGAAGUUACAGGAACAGGUCGGGUCCUUAUGACCGCACUGACAGGGCUGGGCGCCCAUCUUCCAUUGACCGCUACUAAAUGUUCGUAGUUAUUUUUCUUUUGGAACUUUUAGGUGUAUAAACUCUGGUAGGUGCUUGGUUUUCAGUUAUGUAGAAUGCCGCAAUUGGGAUGAACCAAUGGUUUAAUGCAUUUACUUUUAUCU